Molecule: messenger RNA, 387 nt
Organism: Schistosoma mattheei
Lineage: Eukaryota; Metazoa; Platyhelminthes; Trematoda; Strigeidida; Schistosomatidae
Source: the annotation of a GenBank genome assembly
AUGAAGUGUCCAGUGUGUAACAAAGAAGUUUACUUCGCUGAACGCAUUGAAACACUGGGUAAGGACUGGCAUCGCAGCUGUUUAAAGUGUGGAAGAUGUUACAGACCGAUUACACCAGGUUAUCAUUGCAAGCGUAAUGGCCGAAUUUAUUGUUAUAAACCUUGUUACAUGACUCUGUAUGGACCAAGAGGAUAUGCUGAGCGGGUCAGUUCACUUGGAAAAGACUGGCAUCGUCCGUGUUUAAAAUGCGAAAAGUGCAAAAAAACGCUGACUGCGGGUUCCCACUGUGAACAUGAUGGUAAACCCUAUUGUCAGAUUCCGUGUUACCAAGCCCUGUUUGGACCCAAAGGUUACGGAUCAGUGGCCAGCAGUCACAUCUACAAAUAG